Magallana angulata is the source of this 337-nucleotide messenger RNA. Its product is annotated as BPTI/Kunitz domain-containing protein 4-like. The record is from RefSeq and is a predicted model, not a curated record. Gene Ontology annotation, molecular function: serine-type endopeptidase inhibitor activity. The transcript is spliced from 5 exons. The coding region runs from base 1 to 207 and encodes 68 amino acids. NCBI's taxonomy places the organism in Eukaryota, Metazoa, Mollusca, Bivalvia, Ostreida, Ostreidae.
AUGGCGCAGUGCUUCCCUCCUGAGUGUGAAAAUUUCUGUCCCUAUGGUCGUGUAAGAGACAGUAACGGUUGUCAGACGUGUAAAUGCAAACCUCCAAGAUGUCCCCCAGUUUGUCCAAUCAAAUGUCCAAAUGGCAACAUCCUUGACAAGAAUGGCUGUCCGAUCUGCCAGUGCAAGCCCAUUCGACCACUUCGUCCGAAGCACUAAAAGAAGAUUUCACAAUUUAGCUACAACUAAAAAUGUUGGUUCAUGAGACCUGGUAUCUUGCGAGCCAUGCAGUUUAGUUUAGAUGAUUUCACUUAAUGGAUACAGAUCUAAAACUAAUAUUGACAUUGUG